UUGGAAAGUUUCCCCAUUUCAAUAUUACUUCAACUUGAAAUUGGUGAUGUAAACAUCUCUCUUGAGAUUACCUUUAAUUAUCAAGAAUAUUCAAUCUUCACCAGAAAGAUUCAAUCAAAACUAGCCAUGUUUGUUGGAUUAUCUAUCCUUAGAGUAUCAGAUCAAGAAAAA
This is a messenger RNA of Funneliformis mosseae, 171 nucleotides long. Lineage: Eukaryota; Fungi; Glomeromycota; Glomeromycetes; Glomerales; Glomeraceae. The record is from the annotation of a GenBank genome assembly.